AUGACAAAAGCGAGGGCCAGAAAGCCAAGGUCAUUUUUGCUCUGUUGCGUCAGGGCACAAGCAACUUACCAUGAUUUUUUUGUAAAAGAGAAGGGAGCCUGCACCCUUCUUGCCAGCAGUGGAAACGGAGGGAAGCGAAAGACUGCGUGCAAGGCGUGUGUGACUUGCAGAGAUUGGCCCCUUCUCCCACUAUGGCCCAUGAUUGUUGCAAGGGUAGAGUUGCACAUAGAAGCGUGGGGCGCUGUGGGGGCUGUCCGCAUUUUCUGCCACAAGAUUGCUGCACCUUCUGUGAACCUGUGUGCGCAAGCUGGCCGAAUAUACGUCCCCGAGACUGCUGUCGUUUUUUCCUUUGAACGGGGUCGUGUCGUGUUGAAGGAUCGGCAGCGCUGUCCACCAGAAUUUUGCUUGAGGAAAUGCCAGUUGGGACCUUGUCACGGGCCCUGCCCCCUUGUUGAACGAACGUGUCCAGUGCAGGAACGCAGAAAAACGCACAACGGUUUUGGCACGCGCGCAGAUUCCAGCUGA
Messenger RNA from Ostreobium quekettii, 525 nucleotides. The record is from the annotation of a GenBank genome assembly. NCBI's taxonomy places the organism in Eukaryota, Viridiplantae, Chlorophyta, Ulvophyceae, Bryopsidales, Ostreobiaceae.